Dalotia coriaria is the source of this 2080-nucleotide messenger RNA. Its product is annotated as sodium-coupled monocarboxylate transporter 2-like. Gene Ontology annotation, cellular component: membrane. The transcript is spliced from 7 exons. Gene Ontology annotation, molecular function: symporter activity. Gene Ontology annotation, biological process: sodium ion transport; transmembrane transport. NCBI's taxonomy places the organism in Eukaryota, Metazoa, Arthropoda, Insecta, Coleoptera, Staphylinidae. The coding region runs from base 230 to 2047 and encodes 605 amino acids. The record is from RefSeq and is a predicted model, not a curated record.
UGGUUGCGCCACGAUGUGACGUCAUAAUUUAUGAUCCAGAUUACUUUCCAUUCAGUACAUUAUGCAAUGCUCUCGUCUUGCAAACACCAAACUUUUCGUAUUUGCCAACCAUCAGACAAAUAUUUAACAGACGAAUAUAUUUUGUUAAAUAAAUGAAUGUACUUAAACGAGGUAAAUGUCGGGAUGGUAAGAGUCGCCUAAAUUUCAUCACUCAACACGUGUAGAUAUCAUGAACGCUACCGAUGUGUUUUAUAAUGUGCCGGUCACAUUUUCGUGGUUCGAUUAUGGCCUGUUCGUCGCCAUGUUGUUGCUAAGCGUACUAAUUGGAUUAUAUUUCGGUUGCUGCGGCCACCAAGACAGUAUCAAUGAGUAUUUACUUGGAGGAAAAGAAAUGUCGGUGGUACCGAUUGCGAUUUCGCUAGUCGCCAGUAAUAUUUCUGGAAUUACGCUUCUGGGCGUCCCAACCGAUGUCUACCGAUUCGGAAGUACGUACUACAUGUAUGUCAGCAUGUUGAUUCCAGUUUAUGUCAUCACAUAUUACGUAUAUCUGCCGGUAUUCUACAAGUUACAAUUGGUUAGCGUAUACGAGUAUAUGAUGUUGAGAUUUAAUAGGAAAAUUCGACUUCUCACUUCUGGUUUAUCUACUGUGGCAACUCUACUUUACCUGCCGAUCGUAGUUUAUAUUCCAGCCUUAGCUCUAACUCAAGGUAAGUUCGUUACAUCUGGCAGUUUCAUAAAAGAAAUUAUAUCUCUUGUUGGCGUAGCAACUCAAUUUAGCUUGCAUCUUGUGACACCCGUUCUAUGUGGUGUGUGCAUUUUCUACACCACCAUCGGAGGACUCAAAGCCGUUGUGUGGACUGAUACGUUACAAUUUGUUGUAAUGAUUGGUUCAAUUGUGGCGGUGUUUUAUAAAGGUUUGGACGCCAUUGGAAGUUUUGACGAAAUGUGGUCUCGGGCCGCUGCUGGUAGACGAUUAGAAUUUGACUUGGAUGUAAAUCCCACAAAAAGGGACACUGUGAUGGCCACAAUGGUAGGUACACUUUUUGGUUGUCUGAGCUACAUGAGUAUUGGUCAAAGUUUUGUGCAGAAAUACCUCUCAAUGCCGACUAAAAAAGACGUCAAAAAGGCUUUAUUUUUAUUUAUGUUUGGAAUGUUUGCAAUCAUUACCUUCGUGGUGUUAACUGGUUUGAUUAUGUACGCGCACUACUACGAAUGUGAUCCGUUCACAGCUGGAAAAAUCACGAAACACGAUCAGAUAUUACCGUUCUACGUCAUGGAUGUUGCUUCGACAAUACCUGGACUAGCCGGUUUGUUUCUAUCUGGCAUUUUUAGUGCAGCGUUGAGCACACUAUCAGCGUGCAUGAACUGCCUCGCUGGAUCUGUGUAUGAAGAUUUUGUAAGUCCGUUCAUGCCGAAGGAUAUCUCACAGAAGCAAGUGUCAAAUAUUUUAAAAUUACUUGUUAUGAUAAUCGGAAUUAUAAGUACCGCCAUGGUUUUUGUUAUUGAACAUAUGGGCAGUAUCUUGCCGAUCAACUACGCUCUCGGCGGUAUUACCAAUGGUCCCCUACUGGGACUUUUCACUCUUGGAAUGUUAUUUCCAGUUGCAAAUCACAAGGGCGCGCUUUAUGGUGGAUUCGGAGGCAUUGCAUUUAUGUCUUUUAUUAUAAUUGGUAGUCAAUACUAUCAGGUCAUGAACGAGUAUGCUGGGAGACCCGUAUCUAUAGAAGGAUGUGGCAACGGCACUAUAUUAUUGCCUAAUUUACCAGAUUCAAGCGUUGAUAAGAGCGACGUCUUUAUUCUAUUUAGGAUAACUCACUACUAUUAUAGUUUUAUGGGUACCCUGGCUACAGUUAUAAUUGGAGUUGUCGUGUCGUACCUGACACGGAAACCUACCGAUCCAAAGGUGGAUCCGGAUUUGAUCAGUCCGUUCAGUUAUUGGGUGUCAAGCAAAUUUGGACUAGAAAAACCUGAAAAGGGAAAUUAUUAUGAAGUAAACAAAGCGCUAGGAGUGGUAACACAUGCAGAAAAACAAACGAAUGCAACGUAGACUGUUACAAAUAAAAUAUAAGUACAAACAAAA